Molecule: messenger RNA, 1085 nt
Organism: Penaeus chinensis
Lineage: Eukaryota; Metazoa; Arthropoda; Malacostraca; Decapoda; Penaeidae
Product: histone H2A-like
Exons: 4
Coding region: 132-536 (134 amino acids)
Cellular component (GO): nucleosome
Molecular function (GO): structural constituent of chromatin; protein heterodimerization activity; DNA binding
Source: RefSeq, a predicted model, not a curated record
GGAUUGGCUGACGCUUGAAAAUACCAACAAUACCGGAUGAAGAACCGAAGGCAGGCCAGACAAGACCUCGAAACCGACGAGAAAGCACGCAAAUUUCCUUAGUUUUUCUCGUUUUUACGUGAUAUUCAAAGAUGUCUGGCCGUGGCAAGGGAGGCAAGGUGAAGGGCAAGUCAAAGUCCAGGUCUAGCCGUGCUGGCCUUCAGUUCCCAGUUGGUAGGAUCCAUAGACUUCUCCGCAAGGGAAAUUAUGCGGAACGCGUAGGAGCUGGUGCUCCAGUGUACCUGGCUGCAGUUAUGGAGUACCUUGCUGCUGAGGUUUUGGAGUUGGCUGGAAAUGCUGCCCGAGACAACAAGAAAACUCGUAUCAUCCCACGUCAUCUCCAGUUAGCCAUUCGCAACGAUGAGGAACUCAACAAACUACUCUCUGGAGUAACAAUUGCUCAGGGAGGAGUCCUGCCUAAUAUUCAGGCUGUGCUCUUACCAAAGAAGACAGAAACGAAGAUGGGAAAGAUGAAGAGCCAGUCUCAGGAGUAUUAGGCAGCAUGAAGCAUCAUCUCAGAAAAAUCUCAUUAUUGGCAGUUUAAUUUCUUCAAACUGUCCAGUUUUCUAUUGUUUAGCAUCCUUGUUGAUAAGCAUAAGCACUUUAUUUUCCUUUAUCUUCAUAAUGUUGGCCUAACAUAAAAAGGAAAACUACCAUUAAAGAAUAUGUACACCUGAUCAAUACUUGAUGGUUGUGCUUUUCAUUCAUCCUUUCAUUUAUAGUGGUAUGCUUGCAAUGCUGAAUUUUUUGUUGUAAUGAUCUGGCGGCAUUUUUCAAGUGUUUUCAAACUUUUAUCAGUUCUUUCCAAAGCUCUGUCAAUGAGAAACAAGAUUUUGCUCUUGUGUACAUUACAGUUAAGGAACCUUUCCAAUAAUUAGACAUGGCAAAGGUAGUUCUGAUUAAGGUGGUUUCAUUUUUUUGUUAAAAUCAUGUCAUUCCUAUUUCAAGAAGUACAAGCUUUUAGUUUAAGGAUGUCACAAAUGUGAUUGUAUUUUACUGCCAGACUUGUCAGGUUUUAUGCUUUUGUAUUAAAUAUGUAUCUUAAA